CUUAACAAUUAAAAAUUUUGAUCCUAAUUGUAAAAAUAUCCAAAUAUAAUCAAUAUAUAGUUAUCAUAAAGUGUAAAUCACAUUCAAAUCAUGUUUAAAACACCACUGACAGUUGAAUCUACUGCUUUACAAGUCCAGGAACGACUACAGCAAUUGUUUAGUUUAGUGGGUGAUAUAGAAAAGGAGAGAUCAAAAAAUGAUCAAAGCAUUAUUGGUUUGAAAAAACAACUAGAAAAAGUGAUACCAGAUGACUUUGUCAACACAAAUCAGUCGCAACGUUUCAAGAAUAUGUGCAAGAAUAUAAUCAAUGAAUCAAAACAUGAAGAGGAAUUAUUACGAUUAGCACUGACAAAAAUAAAUGAAAUUCGAACUAUAAGAAAUGAGCAUAGAAUACAAGCCAGAAAUGCUGCCAUUAAACAAACAAUAAGAAGAACAGAACUACUGGAUUUGCUUCAAAGAGAUGCUAAAACAUUACCUUUAUUUGUUAGUAGAUAUGGUGAAGUUCCUCCACCUCUGUGUGGUGCCGUUCCAGCUGAGAAUAAUUAUAUUUCAAAGCCUGGUGAUAUGGUAGCAGCUUUUGUAAAAACAUCUGAUAGUGAAGAAAACUGGAUAUUGGCAAAAGUAGCUAGUUGGAACUCUUCUUCUAAUAAAUAUGUGGUUGAAGAUGUAGAUGAUGAGCAGAAAACUCGUCACACUAUUAUUAAAUCAAAAGUUGUUCCAUUGCCUCUAAUGCGAGCCAAUCCAAAAACUGACGAGCUGGCAUUAUUUCCCAUAGGAACAGUGGUUAUGGCAUUAUAUCCGCAAACAACUUGUUUCUAUAAAGGAGUUGUCCACGAGUUACCAGUGGAUCAUACUGAUUAUUACAAGGUUAUAUUUGAGGACUCAGAAAAGAAUCCUGAAGAAGUUCCUCAACAAUAUGUAAUUGCUAUCAAGCAAAGCAAAAGUUAUAAACUAGCAGCCUGACAGGAUCAGCCAGGUACAAGCAAGGAAUUGAAUAACAAAAUUAAAUGUUUUAGCCCUAAUAUUGAUGUAAGUGAAACAUGUGAAUUAGUUAAAGAUAUGAUAGACAUAAAUGAUUUAAAUUAUGACAUUGAAAAUAAUAGCAUUGAUAUAUUUGAUGAAUGAUCUCUAAACCUUAUUACAAGCUUAUAAAAUGACUAAGUAUAAAUAUAUAAGAAAA
Ctenocephalides felis (cat flea) is the source of this 1180-nucleotide messenger RNA. It is a transcript of the gene Sgf29, whose product is annotated as SAGA-associated factor 29. NCBI's taxonomy places the organism in Eukaryota, Metazoa, Arthropoda, Insecta, Siphonaptera, Pulicidae. The transcript is spliced from 7 exons. Gene Ontology annotation, cellular component: SAGA complex. The record is from RefSeq and is a predicted model, not a curated record. Bases 91 to 963 code for a protein of 290 amino acids.